AUGGAAUCAUCCGCGUCCGGUUCAGGAGAAUCGCAAACUCAAAAAAGAAGUGUUAUUUGGAUGCAUUUCACCAAUAUAUCGGAAGCUAAUGCAAAGUCUAAUCUUUGUAAAAAUAUUUAUUCGCAUAAAAAUGGAAACAUUAGCAAUUUAAGGAAGCAUUUGAAAACUAAACAUCCGACUCUUUCAUUGGAAGGAGAAAGGGCAAAACGGCGGGUGGAAGACGAAAAUAUGCCUAGGUGCAAAAGGAACUUAGUUUCAGAGCCAUAUGUUGUACACUCCACCUUAGAGGAAGCAAUGUGUAUGAGUACCGUUGCUUUACACUAG
Acanthoscelides obtectus is the source of this 324-nucleotide messenger RNA. The record is from the annotation of a GenBank genome assembly. Lineage: Eukaryota; Metazoa; Arthropoda; Insecta; Coleoptera; Chrysomelidae.